AUGGCCUUAUUUGGAGCUCCGUCUACUUCCACUGCGUCGUCAGUGAACUCAGUUCAAUCACAGCAAUUGAAGCAGCAAAUUCAAGAUCAAAUUUCCCAAGAGUUGGCUGUUGCUAAUGCCACUGAGUUGGUUAACAAAAUCACAGAAAACUGCUUUGACAAGUGUAUAACCAACCCGCAAAUCCUGUUGAACCCUCAAGAAGAUGGAUGCGUCAACCAAUGUUUGGAGAAAUACAUGAGGUCAUGGAACGUUAUUUCCAAGAGCUACAUCACCAGAAUCCAGCAAUCCAACCAAUAG
Molecule: messenger RNA, 297 nt
Organism: Dujonia railenensis
Lineage: Eukaryota; Fungi; Ascomycota; Pichiomycetes; Serinales; Debaryomycetaceae
Source: the annotation of a GenBank genome assembly